AUGCGCUUCGCCAAGGCGCAGGAGAAGAAGAUGGGCAAGCCAGAACAGCCCGUUGUUAUCAAGCGCGGGCCGCAGAAGAGCCCGAUUAGCAAGGUGUGGAUCAUCCUCCUCGGCUUCGUACUAUGCGGCGGUCUCCUUUUCGAGCUUCUUAAGCUGUUCUUCUAA
This is a messenger RNA of Parastagonospora nodorum SN15, 165 nucleotides long. RefSeq lists its product as hypothetical. NCBI's taxonomy places the organism in Eukaryota, Fungi, Ascomycota, Dothideomycetes, Pleosporales, Phaeosphaeriaceae. Gene Ontology annotation, cellular component: endoplasmic reticulum. Bases 1 to 165 code for a protein of 54 amino acids. The record is from RefSeq and is a predicted model, not a curated record. The transcript is spliced from 2 exons.